UGGGGCGCAUUGUGGACAAUCCCCCGCACAAGCAUUACUGAUAUCAUAAUUUGUGCAACCACCAUCCUCUCCAUCGAUCCUUUGUUCGCCAACUUCCCAUCAUGGCGUAUCCUCAGGAAGUUUUCAGGUCGACCAAAGUCGAGGCUACGUCGCUGCUUGGCCGGCGUCGCAAGGCGGCCUCUAUGAACAUGAUCAUGCAUCAACUCCACACGCUCAGAAGUACUGGUCGCUUCGAUGCUUUCAACCUGAAACGGCAGCCGAUAUACGAUAAAGUUUCGGAGUAUUGGCCUAUCACAGAUCAUCUCUUCUGGGAUUCCGAUAUUGGUAAAUGGAUUGAAGGCGCAUGCUACUUCCUCGAAGGACAGAUAGACCCAGACUCAGUCAUUGAUGAUGCUGUCAAGGACCUUGUCGAGUUGAUCAGAAGUGCGCAACAACCAGAUGGUUACAUCAACAUACAUUACCAGGUUGUUGAGCCGGGGCGGCGUUUUACGAACUUGCGAGACAUGCAUGAGCUCUACAACUUGGGCCAUCUCAUUGAGGGUGCAUUGGCGCACAACCAAUAUUACCACAACGGCCUCCUUCUUGAACCCAUGUUGAAGUAUGUUGCACUGGUCCAUAGUGUUAUCGGGCCAAGCGAGGGGCAAUUACAUGGCUACCCUGGACACCCUGAGCUCGAGCUGGCAUUAAUGCGCCUAUUCCAUCGCACACAAGACCGAAAGAGCUUUGAGCUAGCCGAGUAUUUUAUCAACGAGAGAGGGAACCCCAGUGGAGUCGACGGAAGAGACUUCUACACGGUUGAGGCUGAGAAGCGGAACGAGAGAAAAGACUGGCAACCGAUGUGGUAUCCCGCUCCAAGAUCUCACUGGUACCACCAAGCGCACGCCCCCAUUGUCAAACAAGAGACCAUUGAAGGCCACAGCGUGCGAGCAAUGUAUCUGCUCACUGCGGUGGCCGAUCUAGUUCGAGUCAACUCGGCCUCAGCCGAAUUGAAAGAGGCAGUUUACAGAUUGUGGAACAAUAUGGUACAGAAGAAGAUGUACGUGACUGGCGGUAUAGGUGCAGUGAAACAAUGGGAAGGAUUUGGCCAGAACUAUUUUCUUCCUCAAGGCACCGACGAAGGUGGGUGUUACGCGGAAACAUGUGCUGCCAUCGGCGUCAUGAUGUUAGCACAGCGAAUACUCCAGUACGACCUGAACAACGGAUACGGGGACGUCAUGGAGCUGUGCCUAUACAACGCGGUAUUCACUGCGAUGUCAGUGGACUGCAAACAGUUCACAUACGUAAAUCAACUUGCUUCAAGCGACAAGAACCUUUCUGAGAGGUCUGCGCAAUUCACUUGUUUCUGCUGUCCACCCAAUAUUCUAAGACUGUUGGGGUCGAUUGCAGGAUACGUUUGGAACGUCUCCGAGACGGUGCGAGGCGAUAUUACUCAGAUCGACGUCCACCUCUACACCGCAGCAACCCUUGCAUUCGAAAUAGAUGCUGGUUCUGCAACUCUGAAGCAACAGUGUGAUUGGCCUAGGGACGGAAAAGUCAUGUUUUCAUUAACUGGCACAGGCAAGAAAAUACAGCUGAGGUUACGAAUUCCUCGUUGGGCCACAACAUGGGAGAUCUCUCCAAGCCUAUCUGAUCUCAAUGUCGAGAAUGGGUACCUUCUUGUCCCACCCGAGUACUUGGCGACUAACCCGGAAUUUAUCCUUACCUUCGAUCUCAAGCCACGCUUGAUAACCGCCCACCCUCUUACGAACCAAAACGUCAUCACCGUCGCUCGUGGCCCUAUAAUAUACUGUGUCGAAGAUGUCGACAACAAUUGGGUCACUGAUCACUUCCGCUCCACAUAUCUCGACCCUCGGUGCCUUUCCAACAAUGUUGUGACCGAACAAGACAUGACCGAUCCCAGUAUGCCCGACGAGAGAUAUGUGGGUAUUACUGUUCACAACGCUGCCUAUGUGGUAGAUUUCGAUGAGCUAGAUGCAGAUCCCUUUAUUGACAAAGAAGAGCUGAACAGAACAAUCAAGGCGGCAACAAAGGUCGAGAAGCUCAAUUACGUGCCUUAUUACUACAGGGCUAAUCGUGGAGGUCUCGGUAUGGCACGUGUUGGAUUGAAGCAAUGGAUAUGGUGAUCUACAUACAUUCUUAAGCCUGCGCGUCUACAUCAU
Messenger RNA from Boeremia exigua, 2159 nucleotides. RefSeq lists its product as uncharacterized. The transcript has 3 exons. The record is from RefSeq and is a predicted model, not a curated record. NCBI's taxonomy places the organism in Eukaryota, Fungi, Ascomycota, Dothideomycetes, Pleosporales, Didymellaceae. Gene Ontology annotation, biological process: carbohydrate metabolic process. Bases 102 to 2123 code for a protein of 673 amino acids.